Messenger RNA from Suillus bovinus, 1689 nucleotides. Its product is annotated as MBOAT, membrane-bound O-acyltransferase family-domain-containing protein. The coding region runs from base 1 to 1689 and encodes 562 amino acids. Gene Ontology annotation, cellular component: endoplasmic reticulum membrane. The transcript is spliced from 9 exons. Gene Ontology annotation, molecular function: ergosterol O-acyltransferase activity. NCBI's taxonomy places the organism in Eukaryota, Fungi, Basidiomycota, Agaricomycetes, Boletales, Suillaceae. Gene Ontology annotation, biological process: ergosterol metabolic process. The record is from RefSeq and is a predicted model, not a curated record.
AUGACUACCCGCACGGAAGAUGGUAUAUUUGCCACAACGGAAGGCACACUACACGUUUCGAAGCCAUUCCGGUCAAGAUCGACCAAGAAGUUUCGCGCAAUGGUUACAUUUGAACCUAGGAAGACGCACUUUGACACCACGAAUGAAACGUCUGGUACGAAUGAGUUUCGGGGUUUCUUCACGCUUUUCUGGAUGUCAUUGUUCCUGUUCACAGUACAGACUUAUAUCAGUAGCGUCGAGGCGAACGGUUAUGCUCUGUCAUUCGCCUUCGCGACAAUGUUUUCACGCCACGCAGUCACGUUAGCACUGAGCGACUUAGUUCUGGUUUCCACCACGAUUUUAUGUGUUCCGUUUGCCAAGGCCAUCAGCAAGGGUUGGAUCAGCUACUAUUGGACAGGCGCCAUUCUACAACAUGUAUUCCAGACAUGCGUGCUGCUCAUCACAGUCACGUGGACAUUUCAUAGGCAAUGGCCCUGGGUCCAAUCCGGUUUCCUCACUCUCCACUCAUUUGUCAUGAUCAUGAAGAUGUACUCUUAUAUUUCCGUGAACGGCUACCUCCAGUCGAUUUCUAGGCGCUCGAUCAGCGUCUUUACAAAGCUCAAUGAUGCUACAGCUCGUGUUGGAGGUUUGGAACAGGCGUUGCGUGACGCAACGUCGAAGAAGGCGCAGGCGACUUCGCGAUCAGCCGAUACUCCGGUUACCGAUGUCUCAUCACCGAUGGAAACGUGUACCCCCGACACUGAGGGAGUAUUGAUGAAGACCUACACGGACGUGAAGACGGCUGCUGCUUUGAGGCAACGGCUUGCUGCCGUUUCCAGCAGUUUAGAUGAGAACACGGAAUCUGAACGGGGUGCAGUACAUGGAAGCGGGCGCGGAAGCGAUGGAGCUGAUGUUGCAGAUGUCCUUUCUUACCACCCGGAUGAGCGCGUUGCAGAUCUAGCAAAGGAAUUCCUGGACUUGGACUCGGAGUUAGUGAGUACGGGUCCGGAACAAGUGCGUUGGCCCGACAAUGUCACGUACCGGAAUUUUGCGGUCUACCAACUGAUCCCUACCUUGGUAUACGAGCUCGAAUACCCGAGAACCGACCGAAUACGGCCGACGUAUAUUUUUGAAAAGACAAUUGCGUUCAUGGGUUCAUUUGCGCUCCUGUAUACAGUUGCGGAGUGUUUCAUCAUACCGCUCACUCCCACGCCGGAUCAAUCGUUCUUUCGGUCCCUCCUUGACCUUGCUUUGCCGUUCAUGAUUGCCUUUCUACUUCUAUUUUAUAUCAUAUUUGAAUGCAUAUGUAAUGCGUUCGCUGAGCUGUCGUACUUUGCUGAUCGCCUGUUCUAUGAAGACUGGUGGAACUCGACGUCUUGGGAGGAAUUCUCACGUAAAUGGAAUAAGCCGGUGCAUACUUUCCUUCUUCGGCACGUGUAUGCUUCGACACGUGCCUCGUACGGACUAUCGCGCACCGCAGCGAUGUUUGUCACAUUUUUUCUCAGCGCUAUGGCGCAUGAGCUGGUUAUGGCUAUUGUGACGAAGAAGAUUCGCAUGUAUCUGUUCCUGAUGCAACUGAUCCAGAUCCCAUUGAUCUUGGUGAGCAGGGCACCAGUGAUCCAGCGCAACAAGCUCAUGGGGAACGUGGUGUUUUGGCUUGGGCUGUAUGCUGGCUUCCCCCUGCUCUGCGUUGCGUAUGUUGCAUAUUAA